This is a messenger RNA of Aspergillus campestris IBT 28561, 1326 nucleotides long. Its product is annotated as acyl-CoA dehydrogenase family protein. The transcript is spliced from 2 exons. Bases 1 to 1326 code for a protein of 441 amino acids. NCBI's taxonomy places the organism in Eukaryota, Fungi, Ascomycota, Eurotiomycetes, Eurotiales, Aspergillaceae. Gene Ontology annotation, molecular function: oxidoreductase activity, acting on the CH-CH group of donors; flavin adenine dinucleotide binding. The record is from RefSeq and is a predicted model, not a curated record.
AUGAAUUUCGAUCUCCCCCCCGACCUGGUGGCGCAUCUCGCAUCUUUGGAUGCCUUCAUCGACGAGAAGAUCCUCCCUCUGCAACACGCCGACGACAACAACCGCUUCUUCGACCAUCGUCGCGAGUUCGCCCGCACCGAUUUGUCCAACGGGGGGCUCCCGACCGCGGAAUGGGAACAGCUCCUCCGUCAGGCCCGCCAGCUCGCCGACGAAGCGGGCUUCUUCCGGUUUGCCCUCCCCACGGUCUACGGCGGCCAGGGCCACCCCCAGAGCAAUGUCUGGAUGACGGCUACGCGCUUCCACAUGGCGUCGCAUCCGGUUUAUGGGGGCGGUAUCGGCCUCGCCAACGACCUGCAGAACGAGCACAGUGUGGUGGGUAAUUUCCCGGACGUGCUGAUGCUGCACCAUUUCGGCUCUGAUGAACAACGUCGCACCCUCAUCCCGCAGCGCCUGCGCGGCGAAUUUCGUGCCACCUUCGGCCUCACCGAGCCAGACCACGGCAGUGACGCCACGUUCCUAUCUACUUCGGCGAUUCCGACCCCUGAUGGGGGCUUCGAGAUCAACGGGAGCAAGAAGUGGCAGACUGGCGCCCACCACUGCACCCAUCUGAUCGUCUUCGCACGCACGUCGGGAAAACCAGGGUCCGCCCGCGGCAUUACGGCCUUCCUAAUCCCUCGCGACACGCCGGGAGUACGGGUCGUGAGCUUCGAAUGGACCUUCAACAUGCCCACCGACCAUGCGACCAUCGCGCUAGAGGGCGUGCGGGUGCCCGCGUCGGCGGUGAUCGGGCAACUCGGACAGGGACUCGCGAUCGCGCAGACGUUCGUCCACGAGAACCGCAUCCGCCAGGCGGCCAGCUCGUGCGGGGCGGCCAAAUACUGCCUGGAGCGCAGCAUCGAGCGGGCGCAGAGCCGCCAGAUCUGGGGCGAGGGUCGCCGGCUCGCGGACCACCAGGCCAUCCAGUUUCCCGUCGUCGAGCUCAUGACGCAGGUGGAGAUGCUGCGGCUGCUCAUUUUCCAGACCAGCUGGGAGAUGGACCGCGUGGUGGCGUCUGGGGUGCGGUGGCCGUGGGUGCAGAUUGAGCGGACGCUGAGCGACAAGGUGGCCAUGUGUAAUUACUGGGCGAACCGACUGUGCUGCCAGGCGGCCGACCGAGCGAUUCAGAUCCACGGCGGCGACGGAUACUCGCGACACUACCCUUUCGAGCACAUCUAUCGCCACUUCCGCCGGUACCGCAUUACCGAGGGCGCAGAGGAGAUUCAGAUGCGCAAGGUGGGUGCCUAUUUGUUUGGAUUUGGGGGGAAGGCCCGUUCAACCAAGAUGUAG